Melanotaenia boesemani (Boeseman's rainbowfish) is the source of this 2516-nucleotide messenger RNA. RefSeq names its product protein NLRC3-like. Lineage: Eukaryota; Metazoa; Chordata; Actinopteri; Atheriniformes; Melanotaeniidae. The annotation marks the transcript as partial. The transcript has 5 exons. The record is from RefSeq and is a predicted model, not a curated record. Gene Ontology annotation, molecular function: protein binding.
ACAGUGAUGACAAAGGGAGUGGCUGGCAUUGGGAAAACUGUCUUAACACAGAAGUUCACUCUGGACUGGGCUGAAGACAAAGCCAACCAGGACAUCCAGUUGACAUUUCCACUGACUUUCAGAGAGCUGAAUGUGCUGAAAGAGAAAAAGUUCAGCUUGGUGGAACUUGUUCAUCACUUCUUUAGUGAAACCAAAGAAGCAGGAAUCUGCAGCUUUGAAGAGUUCCAGGUUGUCUUCAUCUUGGAUGGUCUGGAUGAGAGUCGACUUCCUCUGGACUUCCACAACAAUGAGACCCUGACUGAUGUUGCAGAGUCCACCUCAGUGGAUGUGCUGCUGACUAACCUCAUCAGGGGGAAUCUACUUCCCUCUGCUCGCCUCUGGAUAACCACACGACCUACAGCAGCCAAUCAGAUCCCUCCUGACUGUGUUGGCAUGGUGACAGAGGUCAGAGGGUUCACUGACACACAGAAGGAGGAGUACUUCAGGAAGAGGUUCACAGAUGAGGAGCAGGCCAGUAGGAUCAUCACCCACAUGAAGACAUCACGAAGCCUCCACAUCAUGUGCCACAUCCCAGUCUUCUGCUGGAUCACUGCUACAGUUCUGGAGGAUGUGCUGAAAACCAGAGAGGGAGGAGAGCUGCCCAAGACCCUGACUGAGAUGUACAUCCACUUCCUGGUGGUCCAGACCAAAGUCAAGAAGGUCAAGUAUGAAGGAGGAGCUGAAACAGAUACAACAUGGAGUCCAGAGAGCAGGAAGAUGAUUGAGUCUCUGGGAAAACUGGCUUUUGAUCAGCUUCAGAAAGGAAACCUGAUCUUCUAUGAAUCAGACCUGACAGAGUGUGGCAUCGAUAUCACAGAAGCCUCAGUUUACUCAGGAGUGUUCACACAGAUCUUUAAAGAGGAGAGAGGACUGUACCAGGAGAAGGUAUUCAGCUUCGUCCAUCUGAGUGUUCAGGAGUUUCUGGCUGCUCUUCAUGUCCGUCUGACCUUCAUCAACUCUGGAGUCAACCUGAUGGUAGAACAACAAUCACACUUCAGGUGGUCCACAUUUUUUAAGAAACCAGAUCUAAAACAUCUCCAUCAGAGAGCUGUGGACGAGGCCUUACAGAGUCCAAAUGGACACCUGGACUUGUUCCUCCGCUUCUUCAUGGGUCUUUCACUGCAGACCAAUCAGAGCCUCCUUCAAGGCCUGAUGACACAGACAGGAAGUAGCUCACAGACCAAUCAGGAAACAGUCCAGUACAUCAAGGAGAAGAUCAGUGAGAAUGUGUCUGCAGAGAGAAGCAUCAAUCUGUUCCACUGUCUGAAUGAACUGAAUGAUCGUUCUCUAGAGGAGGAGAUCCAUCAAAUCCUGAGAUCAGGACGUCUCUCCACAGAUGAACUGUCUCCUGCUCAGUGGUCAGCUCUGAUCUUCAUCUUACUGUCAUCAGAAGAAGAUUUGAAAGUGUUCGACCUGCAGAAAUACUCUCCUUCAGAGGAGGUUCUUCUGAGGCUGCUGCCAGUGGUCAAAGCUUCCAACAAAGCUCUGCUGAGUGCGUGUGGUCUCUCAGAAAGAAGCUGUGGACCUCUGUCCUCAGUUCUCAGCUCCCAGUCCUCCAGUCUGACAGAACUGAACCUGAGUAACAAUGACCUGCAGGACUCAGGAGUGAAGGAGCUUUGUGAUGGACUGAAGAGUCCAAACUGCAAACUAGAAACUCUCAGCCUGUCAGGAUGUCUGAUCACAGCGGAAGGCUGUGCUUCUCUGGCCUCAGCUCUGACCUCCAACCCCUCCCAUCUGAAAGAGCUGGACCUGAGAUACAACCAUCCAGGAGACUCAGGAGUGAAGCUGAAGAAGUAUUCCUGUCCACUCACAAUCAACAUGAACACAGUGGACAGAAACCUCAAACUGUCUGACAACAACAGGAAGGUGACGUGUGUGAAGGAGCUUCAGUCAUAUCCUGAUCAUCCAGACAGAUUUGACUUGUAUCCUCAGCUGCUGUGUGAAAAUAUUCUGACUGGUCGCUGCUACUGGGAGGUCGAGUGGAGAGGAGGUGUUUAUAUAUCAGUGAGUUACAGAGAAAUCAGAAGGAGAGGAGACAGCAGUGACUGUAGGUUUGGAUGCAAUGAUCAGUCUUGGAGUCUGAGCUGCUCUGAUGAUGAAGGUUACUCUGUCUGGCACAAUAACAGAAAAACACCCAUCUCCUCCUCCUCCUCCUCCUCUGUCUCUAACAGAGUAGCAGUGUAUGUGGACUGUCCUGCUGGCUCUUUGUCCUUCUACAAAGUCUCCUCUGACUCACUGAUCCACCUCCAGACCUUCAUCACCACAUUCUCUCAUCCUCUCUAUGCUGGAUUUGGGAUCUGGUUUCCUGGUUCCUGGGUGUCUCUGUGUUGAAUGUCAAGAGUCUGAUCAUAGCAGAGAAACUCUGGCAGAUAGUUCAGUCUGUACAUGUCUGUCUCUUUCACUCAGAAACACCUUUUCAGAUUCAUGGAUUCAAUCAGUUUCUGUGUGAAACUCUUCUAAAUGAUUCAUUGAAAACA